This is a messenger RNA of Rhineura floridana, 950 nucleotides long. It is a transcript of the gene TMEM128, whose product is annotated as transmembrane protein 128. The record is from RefSeq and is a predicted model, not a curated record. The coding region runs from base 41 to 577 and encodes 178 amino acids. Lineage: Eukaryota; Metazoa; Chordata; Lepidosauria; Squamata; Rhineuridae. The transcript has 5 exons.
CCUGUUUGCUUCCGUCAUUUCCGGAAUCCCCUCGUGCAAGAUGGUGGAGGAAGAGACGGCUGGCGUUGCCGGCGCGGAGGGCUCGUUGCAGCCGCUUCUGCGCCUGAGGCGGCCUUUCAGCAGUCCCGAAGCGGAGCCUGGAGGAGCGCAGCAGCGGGCGCCGGAGCCGGCUGUGGAAGUUACCAGCAUAGAGAAGAAAGAGAAGCCUCUGCCUAGACUGAACAUCCAUUCUGCAUUCUGGAUAUUGGCAUCAAUAGCUACCACAUACUAUGUUGAGUUUUUUAAAACUGUUAAAGAGGUUAUUCAGCAAGAAAGCUGGUGGUUUGUUCUCGGCAGUUGUUUAUUGGUUAUCAGUUUGUCUGUGGCCUUUUAUUGCAUAAUAUAUCUGGAGUGGUAUUGUAGGAUCGAGGACUAUGAUGCCAGCUACCCUGCACUGAUACCUAUCACAACUGCUAGUUUUAUCGCUGCAGCAAUUUGUUUUAACGUUUCCUUGUGGCCUGUAUGGUCUUUCCUCACACCUCUGGUGCUGUUCACCCAGUUCAUGGGUAUUGUGAUGCUUGUGUCACUUCUGGGCUAGCUCUUUCAUGAGAAGUAAAUGGUGGACAUGCUGGCAUACAUACUUGGAUAUACUGGGUCCCAGGGAUGAAGACUUGCAAGCUGAUCUCAAGCAACUUGUGUUUAAAGGAGAAAUUAACUUGAAUGAUUAACCUGUCUUUAAUAUGGAUAUUUUUGCUUUGAUGAUGCUAAACACUUGGGAUGUGAGUGUUAAAGUCAUUAAAGUCAUAGCAUUAGAGCUACUGCUUAACCCAUGUUUAAUGUGGCACACGAAAUCAUAAUAAUGGGUUUAAGGUAAAAAUAGAGACACUUAUUUCACCCCUUUAAAAAUAGUUAUGUCCAUGAUACCUUUGUGUGAGAGCAAUGGCAAUAUUAAAUCUUCAAAUGGUUGAAAA